This is a messenger RNA of Cyclopterus lumpus (lumpfish), 4194 nucleotides long. It is a transcript of the gene sema4ba, whose product is annotated as sema domain, immunoglobulin domain (Ig), transmembrane domain (TM) and short cytoplasmic domain, (semaphorin) 4Ba. NCBI's taxonomy places the organism in Eukaryota, Metazoa, Chordata, Actinopteri, Perciformes, Cyclopteridae. The transcript has 15 exons. Bases 572 to 3082 code for a protein of 836 amino acids. The record is from RefSeq and is a predicted model, not a curated record. Gene Ontology annotation, biological process: axon guidance; neural crest cell migration; semaphorin-plexin signaling pathway. Gene Ontology annotation, molecular function: semaphorin receptor binding; chemorepellent activity.
AUUCUGAUGAAGAGUGUCUCACUUCUACCCUCUCAUGUCUCCUUCCCUCCUUCCCUCCCUCCCUCCUCCCCUGACAGGGUGUGAUGGGAGGAGCUCCAGUGUGGCCAGAGGCGGGCUGUAGUACGAGACAGUGUCAGUGAGAGUGUGGACUUGCGGACUCAGAGCUGUCAUCUACCAGAGCUUUAAAUUCUGCUGUUUCUGUGGAUUUUCUUCUGACACUUCCUGGAGGAGGACUGUCACCUGAAGGAAACCUUUUUUAGAUCUGAAGGAAGUUUUUGUUUCUCGGCUGAGUGGGAUAGAGUAUCUCAGCUGAGACCCAGUGGUGCCGUGUACGCAUGGAGGCUGAUCGGUGGAGACUUUCUGUCUUGUUCUGAGGUCUCAGAUCUUCAUUCUGAACCAGCAUCAUCUUCUGCAGGCCCAAAGGACUUCACCACAGUGCAAGGAGGCUGUGGAAAGAGAGAGAGAGAGAGAGAGAGAGAAAAUAAACACAGCUUAAAAAAGACGCUCUUCAUGAAUUCCCUAAAAACCUGAAAGCCAAAUACUGCAAGUUGGCCGGCGGUCCUGAGGAGGCAUGUGGACAAUGAGCAUGGCUGGGCUCUGUCUCCCGGCCUACACUGUCUUCCUUGUUGGUUGCUUUCAUACAGCUGUCACGGAAAGCGAUGUCACUCCACGCCUCACCUUCUCCUACAAUGCGAAGGAGAGGACAACCAGAAGUUUCUCAGUCAGUGGAGUCUUCAACUUCACCUCUCUCCUCCUCAGUAAAGAAGACAACGCGCUGUACGUUGGCGCUCGGGAGAUCCUCUUUGCUCUCAACCUCGCUGACAUCAGUGCCGUCAAGCUACAACGAAAUCUCACGUGGAAAACUCCAGGGAGGAAGAGAGACGAGUGCAGUUUCAAAGGCAAAGACCUGCAGACGGAUUGCUUCAACUACAUCAAGAUUUUACUCCGUAUGAACAGCACUCAUCUGUAUGUGUGUGGAACAUACGCCUUCAGCCCCACUUGUGCUUACAUAAACACUGCAGACUUCUCCCUGGUCAAGGAUGAUAGUGGUGAGAUUGUCACAGAAGAUGGACGAAGCCGCUGUCCCUUCAACCCUGAAUACAAGUCCACUGCUAUCAUGGCUGAUGGAGAGCUGUAUGCCGGUACAGUCAGUAAUUUCCAAGGAAAUGAACCCAUCAUUUACAAGAGUCUAAGUCAAGGAACAGCUCUAAAAACAGAAAACUCACUCAACUGGCUUCAAGACCCGGCCUUUGUUGGCUCUGCCUACAUACAGGAGAGCCUGCCCAAGGGCAACCUAGUGGGCGAUGACGAUAAGAUUUACUUCUUCUUCAGUGAAGCAGGAAAGGAGUUUGAUUUCUUUGACAACACCAUUGUGUCACGCAUUGCUCGUGUGUGUAAGGGUGACAUUGGAGGAGAGAGGGUUCUGCAGAAGAAAUGGACGACCUUCCUGAAGGCUCAACUCUUGUGCUCUCUGCCUGAUGAUGGCUUCCCCUUCAACAUAAUACAAGACAUGUUUGUGCUGACACCCAGCCCCGAAGACUGGAAGAACGCUGUGUUUUAUGGAGUCUUCACGUCUCAGUGGUAUAAGGGUGCUUCAGGAAGCUCUGCAGUGUGUUCCUUCACUAUGGACCAGGUGGAAAAGGCGUUCGAUGGGCGGUACCGUGAGGUCAACAGAGAGACUCAACAGUGGUACACAUACAACCAUCCGGUCCCAGAGCCUCGGCCUGGUGUGUGCAUCACAAAUGCUGCCAGGGAACAGGGCAUCUCCUCCUCGCUGCACAUGCCGGACAAGGUGCUGAAUUUUGUCAAAGACCACUUCCUGAUGGACAGCGUGAUCCGCAGCCAGCCUCUCCUGCUAAAACAAAAUGUUCGCUACACGCAGAUCGCUGUCCAUCGAGUCCAGGCAGCAAAAAAAGCCUAUAAUGUGAUCUUCAUUGGCACUGAUGAUGGGAGACUUCAUAAAGCCAUCAAUGUCAACAACAAGAUGCACAUCAUUGAGGAGAUGGUUCUCUUCCGUGAUUCCCGACCAGUGCAACACAUUGAGCUGGACACUGAAAAGGGUCAGCUUUAUGUUUCCUCUUUCUCUGAACUGGCGCAGGUCCCAGUUGCUAACUGCACUAAUUAUCAGAGUUGCGGGGAGUGCAUCCUCUCUAGGGAUCCUUACUGUGCUUGGAACGGGAGGCAGUGUGUGGGUAUCAGACAGGCUCCACCAAGCAGUGCCUUGCAGCAGGAUAUAGAUGAAGCUGACACAUCAGCUAUUUGCAACACGACAGUGCCAAGCCCACGGUUUGCUAAACCUCCACCUGCACGAAUACCUUCAUGCCAGGUGAUCAUUAUCCCAGCCAACACGUUCAAAGUACUACCUUGCAAGCUGCGCUCUAAUUUGGCUGAAAGGAGGUGGGAGUUCAGUGAGAGUGCAGGUCACUUCCAUUACCCCAGCCCAGAGGGGGGAUUGGUAGUGGUAGCUCAAGCUGACAGGCAGGAAACCUACGAGUGCUGGUCAGUGGAGGAAGGCUUCAGACAACUGCUGGCUAACUACUGCGUGAGGGGCGAGGCCAAGCACGAGAGCACCACCCUGAGAGGCCGCUCACGUACGCCACAGGUCUCCCAGGAGGAGUUUAUCAUCCUACCAGGAGAGGCCCGCUCACCGCAGAUCAACACUAAGACCUACUGGAACGAACUGAUUGUGGUGUGUUCCCUCCUGGCGUUUUCCCUGGUGGUCUUCUCUCUAUUUGUGGUCUACAGGAACCACGACGACAUGAAGUCCAUGCUCAAGGAGGGAGAGUGUCCCAACAUGCAGCAGAAGAAGCCCAGAAUAGUAGGGAAACCGGCUGAGAACCUGCCGCUAAACGGCAACACAGUCCCAGCGUCAGCAUCGGAUCACAAGGGCUACCAGACCCUUAACGACAACUACAUCUGCAGCACUCCCCCGCACGAGUGCUCAUCGCCCGACAACAGCAGGAGCUUCUCAGAAUCAGAGAAGAGGCCUCUGAACUUGAAAGAGAGUCAUGUAGAGAUUUCUCCCACUUGCCCACGGCCAAGAGUCAGACUGGGCUCCGAGAUUAAAGACUCUAUAGUGUGAUAUGUUGUGUGGAGGGACUCAUUUUUAACUGAAAGGAAAGAGUGCACUUGCUGAGAGAGACAAAGCCCUAUCAGAGGGAAAACUGAGGAUCAUACGACUCCUGACGGAGAGACAUUUCAUGACACAGAUUUUGCACUUUUUGUUCUGUCCCUGUGGUCCAUGUUCAUUUCAUUUUAUUGUCCUCUCACUCCCUCUUAUUCAAGUGCAUUUGAAGCACACUGACGAAGUUGCAGUUUGCCUUCAGACUUUCGAUGCUUUCACUACGGCUCACAGGAAUGUAACAAGCGAAGAGGCGGCGUCAUGACUAAGAUUCAGUGAUUUCAUUUCAUGGCACUGCCACUCAGUCCGUCCAUAUAAUCUUCUGGUAAUGCUUUGAAAGGCAGAUUGAUAUUCAAACAUGUUCCCACUAACGACUCAUAGUGUUUAAUGUUUUAUUUGCAUUUUGUCACCUGGUAGGAGCCUACCCUUCGCUGAGGCUAUGCACUAUGUACUGUAGCAAGGUAAACACUCACACCAGAAUAUACAUGAACAGUGGCGGGCGAGAAAGGAAAAAAAAGUCCUGUCAUAGAUAUUUUUUAGAUAGCCAGAGUGCAUUCACAGAAGUAUACUCAUUAUUUAGGCUUGAAUAUAACAUGGCAACAGAGUAAUAAUUAAGAGUAGAAGAGUUGUUCUAAGAGACUGAAAAGGUUGAUAAAAAUAGACACAAUUAUUUAUAAAGCGAACACAAACAAGUCACCUCAGUGGAAACAUUGAAGGGACUCUUACCACCUCAACCACUGCACACCAAAAACAUGAAUAUUUAUAGUCAUACAUUAAGACAUGUUAUGCUAUGUUUUUAAGUAUUGGUAUUAUCCAUGGAUACAAAUAUUCCUCUGUGGAAGCCUAACUUUCAACAGGGUUUUCUUUCACCCAAUGUGAUAAAAGGAAAAAUCUCGUUCCAGGUAUUACCAUGAUGUUCUUCAUGAUAUAUGCAGUCUAUGCAAAGCAGAUAAUGUGAAGUGGAGUGAACACCAAGACAACGUCACCUCCAGACUGAGUUAGCACAAAGGUGACGGCACUGUUAAUUACUUUAGGAUCGCCGGCACUGACACACACACACACACACAUACACA